UGUUACAUAUAAAACUAUGGUAAUCAAUUCGGGUACGAUGCACGGCCGGUAAUUUUAAUCAUGUAAUUUAUAACUAGCAUCUGUCAUUUACAAACAAAGAAAACUAGUAAUAUUUCUACCGUUUAUAUGAUGGAAUGGGUUGUUGAUUAUUACGAAGAUUUAAAUUAGAAGGACCUAAUAUAUAAUAUUUGGGAAAAAGAAUAUGCAAUCUAGUAAAUAUCAAACAAUGUAUUCCACGGAUGAAAUUAUUGAUGAUCUUAUGGAUGAAUGUAAAUAUACUGGAUUGGAUGCACACCUAUCAUAUGCUUUACGAAGCCGUAUAGAAAAAUGUAAAAUUGAAACUCGGAGAGAAAUUGUGUCUUAUAAAAUAGAUGGAUGUGCACCAUUAUUUAUUGCCUGCAAAAGAGGUCAUGUAGACAUUGUAGAAUAUCUUAUAACAGUAUGUGGUGCAGACAUUGAACAGAGAGGAAACUAUGCAGCGCCUGAUGAUAGAUCAAUACAUUAUGUUACACCACUAUGGUGUGCUGCAGUAUCUGAAAAACUUCCUGUAGUAAAAUGUUUGAUAGCUCAUGGUGCAGAUAUUAAUGCUGUCUCAGAUUCUGGUUCUACUACAGUAAGAUCAACAUGCUUCGUGACACGUAUGGAUAUUGUAUCCUAUCUGGUUGAAAAUGGUGCUGACAUAUCAAAACCAAAUUAUAAUGGUGGAACAUGCUUAAUAAAUUCAAUACAGAGUGUAGAAUUAUGCAUUUUCCUUCUGCAGCAUGGCGCUGAUAUAAAUGCUAGGGAUAUUCAUAAUAAAACUGCUUUAUAUUAUGCUAUUCAAGAGAAUAAAUUUAAAACUACAAAACUUUUUCUUGAACAUAAUGCAGAUCCUCAUAUUAGAUCUCGGUGUAAUGAUGAUGCACUUCAAAUUGCUUGUUUAAGAGGGACCAUUCCAAUAUUUGAAUAUUUAGUGGAAAACGUGUCUUAUUCUCCAGAAAGAUUAGCAGAUGCUAAUGAGUUAAUGGGUUCCACAUUUUUUUAUGAUCAUAAUGAUACACAAAUGGCUUUAAAGUAUUGGAGAACAGCUAUGGAAAUUAGAAACUCUCACAUGGUAGAUGGUAAACCAUUACAAAAAAAACCUGUGUUACCCAAACGAGAUACUUACCGAUAUGCAAUGGAAUUUACUACUCUAGAGGAAUUAAAUGUAAUUGCACUUGAUAUAGAUGCAAUGCGAAUACAAAGUUUAUUAAUAUGUGAACGAAUAUUAGGACCACAUCAUAAAGAUACAUUAUUAAGGUUAAUGUUUAGGGGAGCUUCAUAUGCUGAUACAUUAAGAUAUCAACGUUGCAUAGAUUUGUGGCGUAGGGCAUUAGAAAUUCGUGUCGAAAAAGAUUCCAUUUUGUAUGCUGACACAUGUCUAACAGCACAAGCUUUACUGAAGCUUAUGAUUGAUUUAAAUGAAAAAACUUUGGAGGUCAUGAAUCGUAAUGGAAAUAAAAAGGAACCUAGAUUCUGUGAUGUAGUAGCUAUCUUUAAGUUACUCUCAAGUCAAUUAAUAGAUGCUAGAAAAUUAUUAGAGAUAAAACCAGUACACAAAAGACAACAAGAAAGUUAUGAACGGAUCCUAAAAUGUGUGACACAUUUAAUAUAUUUAUUGAUAGAAACAGGAGAAACUAAUGAGGAGAAAACAUUAACAAAACAACUAGUACAUGAAUUAGUUAAACAAAAUCCUAGAUCUGCACAUGCAGAAGAUACUCUUUUGCAUCUAUGUGUAUCUAGUUUGAAUACUAUCAACACAAGUUAUUUUACUACUGCUAAUGCAACUCAGGUAAUUUUUCCACGUUUGGAAGUUGUUAAGUUACUUUUAGAAUGUGGAGCAAAAGUCAAUGCACGAAAUGAAUCACGAUCAACUCCUUUGCACAUAGCAAGCAAAGUUAAAAAGUUUGAUGUUCCACUCAUAAAAUUAUUGUUGGAUUAUGGGGCUCAUUUAGAUACUCCAAACAAAGCUGGAAAUACACCAGCAGAUUUAAUAUCUUCCUAUCCUGAGAAUAAUGUGAAUCUUGUUAAAUAUAUUAGUUUACAAUGUCACGCAGCACAUGCAAUGUGUAAAUAUGGUAUUAAGUGCAUAGAAUUGCCAUCUGCAUUGCAAGAGUUUUUAGAAUUUCACAGAGAAUAAACAUAUAUUUUUACAAUAGUAUGAAAGUAAUGAUACAUGACAUUCGACAAAUUUAAAAAAACAAAAACGUGCAUGUGUGUUUAUACAAAAAUAAUAUUGUAAGAUGUGAACAAUUUGAAAGUUUUCUUUAAGAAAACAAAUAGGUGUGUGUACGUUAUGCGUGUGAUGAAUGGAUCGAUGCAUACAUUUUUAAACUACAUCAAGUUGAGAUAAGUAUUAGGUUAUUUUUACCUUUGCACUGCUGAUGAUAUAGUGCAAGAUACAUGUUAAUUUUUAAACAAAGCUUUGUUUAAAAAUUAGUCAGAAUUUUUAAGCCUUCUCUUCACCGAAGUGAUAACGCCUCUUGUUGCUGCAUGUUUUAAAACAUUUUGAACAACAAUUUAUAAAACAUUUUUCCACACUGAAGCAACAUAAUCUGAGAGAUAUUUGUGUUUUGUUUCGGUUUCUUUUUUUUCAAAACUAUUUGCAUUACACAUUGGACGAGCAUUUAUUUCUGUUUCCACAUGUGGCCGCAUGUUUCAUAUUUUUCUUUAAUAUUUACUGCUUCGAAUGGAAAUAGCCAAGAAGCGGUGAAAUUUCGAAACAGAAAUAUGGAGAAACAUUCGAUAGCAAGAGACUUUUUCAAGAUAUAUGGAACAUCAACAAAAAAUUCCUCAUUUUUGCUUUAGUGGGAAUAAAGCUUUAGAAUCGUCGGUGCAGAGUUGUCAGUAUCGUUAGAGUAGCCAGUGUUGUAUUGUCCGUAUCGAAUUUUUAAUAUAUUUAAGAUUAAAUAUAUUAUUAUUAUUAUAACCACA
This is a messenger RNA of Vespa velutina, 2952 nucleotides long. Its product is annotated as protein fem-1 homolog C. The transcript is spliced from 9 exons. The record is from RefSeq and is a predicted model, not a curated record. Lineage: Eukaryota; Metazoa; Arthropoda; Insecta; Hymenoptera; Vespidae. Bases 203 to 2158 code for a protein of 651 amino acids. Gene Ontology annotation, molecular function: protein binding.